AUGGACAUAAACUGUGUGCAGUCCAUCAAGCUGGCCAGGGUCACUUUUGUGCUGGGCAGGACCAGCUCACAGGGACAGUGCAUGCAGGUAUGUGUGGAGUUCAUGGAUGACAUGAACCACUCCAUCAUCUUCAAUGUGAAAGGCCCUGUGUGCAAGGACGACAUGCUCACCCUAUUGGAGUCAGAGCGAUAG
This is a messenger RNA of Hyaena hyaena (striped hyena), 192 nucleotides long. Its product is annotated as 40S ribosomal protein S28-like. Gene Ontology annotation, molecular function: structural constituent of ribosome. Gene Ontology annotation, cellular component: cytosolic small ribosomal subunit; ribosome. The coding region runs from base 1 to 192 and encodes 63 amino acids. Lineage: Eukaryota; Metazoa; Chordata; Mammalia; Carnivora; Hyaenidae. The record is from RefSeq and is a predicted model, not a curated record. The transcript has a single exon. Gene Ontology annotation, biological process: translation; maturation of SSU-rRNA; ribosomal small subunit assembly.